AUGCAGUAUGGCGAUCGAAUUUUCAAGACAUUGUCCCACAUGCCCCCGGACUGUCGACCGACAACGUCAAAUAUCACACCGGCGCGAUCUUUCCGAGAGUGUGGAUACAUCCUCUCGUACAUCGGUCCGACGACGAAGCUGCGGUCGUUCCUUAUGAACAUAAACCGCCCGGACGUCGACUCCUUCUGGGUUUCAUCUCGAUUCAAGGGACCGAUGGACAGAGAGCACGUCCCGAUGAUCACCUUGACAACUAUACGCGAGGUACGCGAUGUCUUGCCCGAGCUAUGUCGUAACAUACUGUCCCGCGCAAGACCAAUUCGGCAAUCGCACGAAGGAAAGAUGCGGACGUUUACAUUCGGAUCCCGGGGAACGUGUCAGCUCUUCUUUACCAUUCCUCCGAUCACGGAGCUUUCGUGUACAAUGUGUUGUAUCCUCGUUGGCAGAGCUUUACAUCAGUGUAUGGCGGACAACAUCGACAAGGAAGCAUCACAUUCACAUUCACCUGGGACCUCAUCUGCGCACACUGAGCGCCGUUACGAAAUUGCAGAGACUCAUAUCAUGUCGCAGAACGUAUUUCAGGCGAACGAGCGGUGUCAUAUUCCAACCCAAACUCCCCCCGAACAGACACCCUCAUGCAAUCUAGCGACGAGUCCUACCAGCCUCGAGACCGCCGUCCGUGGACCGAAGAGGAGGAUGAAUCCCUCCGGGUGGCCAUUGAAGAAGAGACUCUGCAGUGCAGUAGAGGAGCUCGGGCCUAAAUGGGCCCUCGUAGCAAACAGAGUGCGUACGCGGAACAGCGGACAAUGCGCAAAGCGUUGGAACGACGCCCUGAACCCCACAAUUGAUCGAAGUGGUUGGAGCCGAGAAGAGGACGAACUAUUGUUGGACGCAGUUGAGAAGUACGGGCACUCAUGGGCCAGUAUUGCUCGCACUUCACUUCCUGGUCGCACGGGAUUAGCCGCGAAGAAUAGAUACAAUCAUCUCAUGCGGGGCUCUUGUAGAGCCAACGGCAAGCGGACUCGACGUGUCUCAACUGCAUAUCCCGCACCAAGAAGGCGAACUUCCAGGAGCGACUCAAUGUCUUCCUUCGUCUCCGGGACUCCCAGUCCGACCUGGAGCGCCAGCCAAUCAUCGGGAUCAGAACCGGGAACAGUUCCCUCAACGCCCAAGCUCGUUGCAGAGGGAGAUGAAAUCCAUCCACCACUUUUGUGCACCGGAGCAGACGAUGCUAUGCCGAUUGACUUCGCAACGCGUCUUCACACGCGCUUGCCGUCCCCAUUGCCGCUUGUCCCGUCAGUGGGUUCUGAGAAGCGCCUCUCAGACGCUUACAUCACAUCCACUCCCUUGCACAACUUUCCGGAGGCCUCUUCUUCCGCGCUGGCAUUCCAUGACUUCUCGCCAGAUUUCAACCCCUACAUGUAUCCAUCUCCGUCAGACGUGCUUGGUGAUGCCGAGCAGAUGGAGUUCUUCAACAUGUGGUCGCCAGGAUUGUCAGGGCCGACAACGCCUGCAGAAGCCGCCUUCUUCGACCCCUCUUUCUCCUUGUCGCAGCAUGCUUUCGAGACGCACGAAACAUUGGCUGCGAGCGGAGAGCUAUCCCCACGAAGCUCUCAUGGCGAUAGCAUAUCUACUUUUGCGCAGCCCCUAGCUGCUUUCGCGCCUCAGGAACACCGCCUAUCUUCACCCCUCUCGCAGUCAAACCUUGACAUAUCAAAUGCAGUUCUCGAUGCACAUCUCACUGUCGGAUGCAUACCGGCAUUCCCCGACAAAGCUAGCGUUCAUCUCACACAACCCAUUGCGGACUCCCCAGAACGCCGAGUCGCUGUUGCUGUCGCAAUCUGCGAUCAACAAGACAUAUUGUCCACGGUGCACUCCCUUUCGCAGAGUCUUUCUACGAUGCUAGGGCAGGGGCAAGGAAUCAACGCAGACUCGUUCUUAUUGGCUGAGCAUGAGCGGCUCUCGCCGAUAGGAUUCUCAAAAGAUCAGGAAAUCUCGUGGACGCCCUGA
Messenger RNA from Postia placenta MAD-698-R-SB12, 2007 nucleotides. RefSeq lists its product as hypothetical. Gene Ontology annotation, cellular component: nucleus. Gene Ontology annotation, biological process: positive regulation of transcription by RNA polymerase II; mitotic cell cycle. NCBI's taxonomy places the organism in Eukaryota, Fungi, Basidiomycota, Agaricomycetes, Polyporales, Adustoporiaceae. The coding region runs from base 1 to 2007 and encodes 668 amino acids. The transcript is spliced from 13 exons. Gene Ontology annotation, molecular function: DNA-binding transcription factor activity, RNA polymerase II-specific; RNA polymerase II cis-regulatory region sequence-specific DNA binding. The record is from RefSeq and is a predicted model, not a curated record.